AUGCAGGGCACCAUGAUGAACGCUAAGACUUCUUCUGCAGUCCGUGUACCUGUGUGCUUGGACACACCCAAAGUGACCCCACGCAUCUUCAGGAGCGUGACUGCAGCACAAAAGGUGGCCGCCCCACCCCAGCUGAACAUCGCGAAGGACGUCUCCGAGCUUAUAGGCAACACGCCCAUGGUUUACCUCAACAAGGUGACUGAUGGAGUGAAUGCCAAGAUUGCGGCCAAGCUGGAAAUCAUGGAGCCGUGCUCGUCUGUGAAGGACAGGAUCGGACUGAGCAUGAUCCGCAGCGCGGAAGAGGAGGGCAAGAUACAGGCGGGCAAGACCACGCUCGUGGAACCCACCAGUGGCAACACCGGCAUCGGCCUGGCCUUCAUGGCGGCCGCGCGCGGCUACAAGCUCGUGCUAACCAUGCCGGCCUCCAUGUCCCUGGAGCGCCGCAUCCUGCUCCGCGCUUUCGGCGCUGAACUAAUCCUCACCGACCCUGCCAAGGGCAUGAAGGGCGCGGUUCAGAAGGCAGAGGAGAUAGCGGCGGCGACGCCGGACUCGUUCAUCCUGCAGCAGUUUGAGAACCCCAACAACCCCAAAAUCCACUACGAGACCACCGGGCCGGAGAUCUGGGACGCGACCGAGGGCAAGGUGGAUGUGUUGGUGGCUGGUGUGGGCACAGGAGGCACCAUCACAGGCGCCGGCAGGUACCUCAGGGAAAAGAACCCCAACAUCAAGAUUGUGGCGGUGGAGCCGGCGGAGAGUCCAGUCAUCUCCGGGGGGUCCCCAGGGGCCCACAAGAUCCAGGGCAUCGGCGCCGGCUUCAUCCCCGGCAACCUCGACACCGGCAUCAUCAGCGAGGUCAUCCAGGUGAGCAGCGAUGAUUCGAUAGCGAUGGCGCGGCGGCUGGCCUUGGAGGAGGGUCUACUGGUCGGCAUCUCUUCGGGCGCGGCGACCGUGGCCGCCAUCCGCGAGGGGCAGAAGCCUGAGAACGCCGGCAAGCUCAUCGUGACGGUGCUGCCGAGCUUUGGCGAGCGCUACCUGUCCAGCGUCCUGUUCCAGAACAUCCGCGAGGAGGCCGAGCGCAUGACCUUUUGA
Molecule: messenger RNA, 1089 nt
Organism: Coccomyxa subellipsoidea C-169
Lineage: Eukaryota; Viridiplantae; Chlorophyta; Trebouxiophyceae; Coccomyxaceae
Product: cysteine synthase
Exons: 9
Coding region: 1-1089 (362 amino acids)
Cellular component (GO): cytoplasm
Molecular function (GO): cysteine synthase activity
Source: RefSeq, a predicted model, not a curated record